Cyphellophora attinorum is the source of this 813-nucleotide messenger RNA. RefSeq names its product Diacetyl [(S)-acetoin forming]. The transcript is spliced from 2 exons. The record is from RefSeq and is a predicted model, not a curated record. The coding region runs from base 1 to 813 and encodes 270 amino acids. Lineage: Eukaryota; Fungi; Ascomycota; Eurotiomycetes; Chaetothyriales; Cyphellophoraceae. Gene Ontology annotation, molecular function: oxidoreductase activity, acting on the CH-OH group of donors, NAD or NADP as acceptor.
AUGUCUUCCCAAAAGACCGCCAUCGUGACCGGCUCAAGCCGAGGAAUCGGCGAAGCCAUCGCCCGCCGCCUCGCCAAAGAAGGCUACCGCGUGUGCAUCAACGACGUCUCCGCUAACAAAGCCGGCAUCGACAAGCUCGUCUCUGAGCUCAACUCCCAACACGGCGCCAAUGCAGCCCACGGCAUCGUCGCCGACGUGACCAAAUCCAGCGAAGUCAAGGCCAUGAUCGCCGAAUCCGUCUCCAAACUCGGGCCCCUGACCGUCAUGGUCGCCAACGCUGGUAUCGCUCAAGUCACGCCCGUAUUGGAGAUCUCUGACGAGGACGUUGUCAAGAUGUUCAAUGUCAACUUCAUUGGAGUCUGGAACUGCUAUACGCAUGCUGCGCGGCAGAUGAUCGAGCAGGGUGAUCGACCGGAGGGGGAGAGUGCGUACAAGAUUCUAGGUGCUGCGAGCAUUGUUGCGUUCAAGCCUUUCCCGCUGUUGAGCCAUUAUAGCGCCAGCAAGUGGGCUGUCAGGGGUUUCACCCAAGUCUUUGCCAUGGAAAUGGCAAGGCAUAAGAUCCGGGUGAACGCUUAUGCGCCUGGGAUCGUAGGAACGGCGAUGUGGGAUCUGAUCGAUGAGAAGCUGGGCGAGAUUGAGGGAAGGCCGAAGGGCGAGACUGUGCAGAAGUACGCCGGGGAUCUGACGGCAUUGGGCAGGGUGAGUGUUCCUGAGGAUGUUGGAGAUGUUGUCGGCGGAUGGAUGGCGAGUAAGGACAGCGACUUCUGCACGGGACAGACUGUUGUGAUUGAUGGUGGGAUCGUGUUCACAUGA